This is a messenger RNA of Capronia coronata CBS 617.96, 2343 nucleotides long. RefSeq lists its product as uncharacterized. NCBI's taxonomy places the organism in Eukaryota, Fungi, Ascomycota, Eurotiomycetes, Chaetothyriales, Herpotrichiellaceae. The coding region runs from base 1 to 2343 and encodes 780 amino acids. Gene Ontology annotation, cellular component: mitochondrial membrane. The record is from RefSeq and is a predicted model, not a curated record. The transcript has a single exon.
AUGACUGACCUGGUCCGCCCGGAGGGCAAGCUCCCCAACAAUGAUGACCCCGAAGACCAUAGCAUUCUCUCGCGAAUGGCCCGGUUCCGUACGAACCCCUUCAACUUUGCUCACGAGAUAUCACUCUUUGUGCGCGGUGUCGGAUGGCGAGGAUAUAACAAUGUCAUCGGACAACCCGCCUUCUAUCCUGGCUACACGGCAAACGUCAAAUCCGCGGUCAUGGCCUCUCCGAUCCUGCGAAGAAGAAUCAUCGAGUUGACAGAGGCACGCUUGAAGGUUGAAGAGAAGGAAUAUCUCCUGGGAACUGACACCUCUACCUACAUGAAAGAGAAGGAGAAGCGGAGACAUGAGAUUACAUCGCAGUUGAUCGAGAUCACCAGUGACAUGGUCGACAAUAUGAUGUGCAAAAUGGAGAGCAAGCCUUACCUUCGGACCGCUUUUUAUGUUGUUACCCAGCUACUUACUAGGGCCUACAGCGCCAUCCACGUCUCAGAGGCCGAGGUAAAGAGACUGCGGGAGAUCGCGACAGAAGCUGCGAAGAAGAAACAGUCCAUUAUAUUCCUACCGCGUCAUACCAGCCAUAUAGACUAUGUCACCCUGCACUUGGUCUGCUAUCGCCUUGGCCUGACUUUGCCUGUCGUCGUGGCGGGCGACAAUUUGAACUUUCCUCUCGUGGGCAGCUUCUUGCAAAGUGUCGGGGCAAUGUGGAUUAGGCGAAGCUUUGAUCAUGACCAGUUAUACACGACUCUCGUGCAGGCUUACUUGGACACCCUUCUUCAGAAAGGCUACAACCUAGAGUGCUUCAUUGAAGGGACCAGGAGCCGCACCGGGAAGUUGCUACAACCUCGCUUUGGGAUCUUGAGCUUCCUUCUCGAUUCGGUUCUGUCAGGCCGGACGGAGGAUGCUUAUAUAUGCCCAGUGUCUUUGCAAUACGACAAGGUCAUCGAGGUUGACUCGUACGUGAGCGAAUUGUUGGGGAAACCCAAGGAGAAGGAGAACCUGGCGGCUUUCCUUUCAUCGUCCAAGGUUUUAUCCCUCAACCUGGGUAGAGUCGACUGCAGGUUUCACGAGCCGUGGAGUUUGAAAGACUUCAUUGAGGGACAGCAACGGCGCGAAGACGGCCCACUCCAACUCUCUGCCGGAUCAACCGACGCAAAGACCAGAACACGCUUGCUGCGCACUCUGGGUUACAAAGUUCUUGCCGACAUCAAUACCGCUUCUGUCAUCAUGCCCACCGCUUUGGUUGGUACCAUCCUGCUCACCCUCCGAGGCAGGGGUGUUGGUAAAUCUGAGCUGAUCCGCCGAGUUGACUGGCUUUGCGCAAGAACAAGGGCCAAUGGAGGUAAAGUUGCGGACUUCCACGGCAUGCCCACGUCCUAUGUGGUCGAACGCGCUCUUGAGGUGCUGGGACCGAAAUUGGUUGGCACUGUCGAGGGGCUAGCUGAGGAAACAUAUUACGCGGUGGAUCGUUUCCAGCUCUCGUUCUACCGGAACAUGACCAUCCACCUCUUCAUAUCAGAAGCCCUCCUAGCUGCGGCGCUGUAUACCCAGGUCAAGCAGGGCGGUGGCAGUGCCAAUCAGCGUGUGGCAGAAUCUGAGUUGACUCGGAAGGUUACCUUUUUGUCCCAGCUAUUCCGGGGUGAAUUCAUUUUCCCAGCAGGGCACGGAUUGCGGCAUAAUCUGGACAAGGCCCUGCAAGGCUUGCUACGUGAUAAUGUACUCCAGGCAACAGAGAGUGGUGGCGAACGAUGGAUUGGGUUAUCGGACGCCGAACGAAAACUCGGACGAGAGAACUUCGAUUUCUACUGCUUUUUAAUUUGGCCCUUUGUGGAUGCCGGCUGGCUCGGGGCAGUCUCCUUGCUGUUGUUGGUGCCGCCGUUGGCUUCCACCACACCCUGGAUUGACAUGCAAAAGGCUCAGAGCACAGCUCAACUUGUCGGACGGACCCUCUACCACCAAGGUGAUCUCUCCUAUUUCGAGGCAAUCAAUAAGGAGUCACUCAAAAACGCCUACACCCGGUUCCAAGAAGAAGGCAUUAUCCUUGUCGCCAAAGGCAAAGACUCCAAAACUCCGACCAUGGUGCGACUGGCCCCUGACUGGACGCCGGAACGAGAUCCGAACACAGGUGAGCUCAGAGCUUCUGGACGACUGUGGGACUUCAUCGAGGCGAUCGCGCUCUACCGACGGGAGGGCAAGAACCGCAGGGAUGGUGCGGCUGUGUCUGUGCGGGUGCUCUCGUUGACCGCCAAACUGAAUGAGCAGAUGUUCCAAGAUGUUGAAGGCGCAGCGGUGGAUUCCGCGGAGGUCAAGGUAAAGGAAGGGCGACGAAGGUCCAGAUUAUGA